AUGAGGACUCCGCGCAUGCGCCGGGGCUCUGCAGCGCCGCUGGUGCUGAUGCUGCCGCUGCUGCUGCUGCUGGUCGCGACCCUGUCGGACGCCUACAAGGCCGUCUACAUCGUGCACGGACUCUUUAACCAACCCAGCCACCUGUCCAAGCUGAAAGGGUUCAUACAGGCGGUAAGACCUCCGUUCAUAGAGAAUGAGAAGGAGAAAUCAGAGGAAACUCACUUUUAUGCGUCUUGUUCAGUGCAUCCCGGUACCAAGGUGGUGGUGAUGGAUCUGUUCAACAACAUGGACAGCCUGGAGCCCAUGUGGGUGCAGGUCAGAGGUUUCGCAAAGGUCAUCGUAAACCUCAUGGCAAAGUUCCCCAGCGGUGCGCACCUGAUCUGCUUCUCUCAGGGUGGUCUUAUCUGUCGAGGAGUUCUCUCCAUACUCCCAAAUCACAAUGUGCAGAACUUCAUCGCGCUGUCAUCGCCGAUGGCAGGGCAGUACGGAGUGCCAGGGGACGUGGAGCAGUUUAUCCCCGUGGACAGAAAGAGGGAUGUGGAGAAGAUCUGCUACAGCCCGGUCGGACAGGAGUUGUCCAUCUGCAACUACUGGAAAGAUCCUCACCACAUAGAUAAAUACCUGAAGAGCAACAACUUUCUGCCGCUGCUGGAUGGUGAACAACCCCACAGAAAAAUGAAAGAGUGGAGAAGGAACUUCCUGCGCAUCAAGAAGCUGGUGCUGAUCGGAGGCCCGAAUGACGGCACCAUCACUCCCUGGCAGUCCAGCUUCUUUGGCUUCUACAACAAAAAUGAAAGAAUCGUAGACAUGAGGCAUCAGCAGUUUUACAGGAACGAUGCAUUUGGUCUGAAGACGCUGGACGCUCGUGGUGAUAUCGUCAUGUGCAAUAUCGCAUGGAGGAAGCACAGCGACUGGACCAACACCUAUCCAGUGUUCAUGGCCUGCAUAGAGAGGUGGCUCACGUAA
Cololabis saira (Pacific saury) is the source of this 966-nucleotide messenger RNA. Its product is annotated as lysosomal thioesterase PPT2-like. Lineage: Eukaryota; Metazoa; Chordata; Actinopteri; Beloniformes; Belonidae. The transcript is spliced from 8 exons. Gene Ontology annotation, molecular function: thiolester hydrolase activity. Gene Ontology annotation, cellular component: lysosome. Bases 1 to 966 code for a protein of 321 amino acids. The record is from RefSeq and is a predicted model, not a curated record.